AUGUUGCCCCUCGGCCUUCUGACCGCGGCGCAAGGCCACCCUAUGCUGGUUGAGCUCAAGAAUGGCGAGACACUCAACGGCCACUUGGUUCAGUGCGAUACUUGGAUGAAUUUGACCUUGCGCGAAGUCGUGCAAACCAGCCCUGAAGGCGAUAAGUUCAUGCGGUUGCCGGAGGUUUAUGUGAAGGGGAAUAAUAUCAAGUACCUGCGCGUCCCUGACGAGAUUAUUGAUAUUGUGAAGGAGCAGCAACAACAACAGCAUCGCGGGGCCGUGGUGGGAGAGGAAGAGGUGGCGCUACGAGAGGUGGACGGGGUGGCGCGAGGGGUUCAUGAAUGUGACUCCUGUUGGGACAGUCUGAACGGGACGCUGGCGACGGGGAUGGGCGUCGUGCAGAGACACAGGCACUUGCAACGACAACAACAACAACUACUGCUGCUACGAGACUACGAGACUACGACAUGGAGGAACUCGUUCUGGGGCACAUCUCUUGGCAGUCGCUUUGGUGAAAAAGCCAGGCAGGAGGAUGUGGGUGCUCAACAGUUCGAGCACGCUGUUGGCGAUCGUUGCAUGACCCGUCGAAAGCAUGAUUGGGAAGUGUGGGGUGAAGGAAGCCGUGGCAACGCCUUUUCUCCUCAACCAUUACCACAACAGGCCUCCGUGUCGAGCUCUCAGGGACCGGCGAGGGUACAGAUGCAACAUGAAAACGCCCCUGUAACAGCCGACGAUCUCAUCAAGUCAGAGGCUAGUUUCCCGCAAAGAACUUUCCAAGCCAGUACAGAGGUCAUCUACGAAGCAUUGAGAGGCUUGCGAGAACGCCGAGAUGGGGCAAUCAAAAUUAGGCGCUUUGUUGAGCAUCUGGUUAAGGAGCGUGGAGAGCAGCCCAACGAAGCUCUCUACGAGGCAUUAGUUGUCGCCAACUGGCAUACGACGACAGGAUCAGCUGGCGAGCUGAGGGCUAUUAUGAAGGAGAUGAAGAAGCUUGGAAUAAAGUUUUCUGAAAGCUUUUAUCAUAGCGCUUUACGGUUGCUUGCUAUACAUCCCGACUACAUUACCAGAACAAUCAUACUGGACAAGAUGAACGAAGAGGGCAUUCUGCUGAACGAUGACGGCAAGUGCAGCGUUGCGUUAGGAUACUUACGCGACGGUCAGUAUGAAAUGGCCCUGGAUUAUCUGGAUCAGAUCUGUCAUGAAGGAGUGGAUGUGCCUGGUUGGAUGUUUGAUAUCUUUUUCUUCGUCUUGACCAGGCACGGAUUUCUGGAUGAAGCGUUGCACUUGCUGCAAUACCUAGUCGACAGAGCAGAAGGGUUUCUUAAUGCGGUCCCCCUAAAUUCCUGGUACUACUUCCUUGAUGAGUGCAGCAAAGCAUUCUACUAUGAGGGGACCAAGUUUGUCUGGGAGAAUCUCGUUCGGCCCGGCAUACUACACCCGUCUGACGGCGUUAUGAUUAAUGUGCUCAAUACCGCCUCGCGCUACAAUGACGCGGAGUUGGCUACUAAGGUCAUCGAACAACUUUCGGCAAGGAAGAUAAAGUUGACUGCCAACCACUACGAGGCACUCCUCGACUGCUAUGCCAACAUUGGCGACCUUCAGAAUGCGUUCCAAGUACUGUCCAUUAUGGCAGAUGCCGGCAUCAUGCCGGAUCAGUCUAGCACCCGGUCGCUCUAUUUGUUCCUGAAAAGCCACCCCGAGCGAGCCGAUGAGGUUGUUAAAAUCCUCAAUGAGCUCAGCAAAGACCAUCGCAUCCCAGUCGCGGCGAUGAAUGUUGUCCUGGAAGCCCUCCUGAAGGCAGGGGACAUGGUUAAAGCCAUGCACGUGUAUCGGGAUUUGCGGUACUUGUGCAAGGGAGGGCCUAACCAGCAGACAUUCCAGAUGCUCCUGGAGCAGUGCAAGAGCUCGGAGGUGGCGGGCUUCCUGACGUCAGAGAUGCACCAGUUCUCGGUGCGCUCAUCGCCUGAGAUCCUGGACCAUGUGAUCCGGUGCUUUGCAUUCGACGGCCUGCUUGAUGCCGUGCUUAGCUACUUGUCAGAAUGGAACCGUUCGCCCAUGCGUCGUGGAUGGAUUAGCACCCCAACCCUGACGGCGGUGUUGGAGCGGUGCUACAGGGCAAGGGACGUGCGUGUCUGGAGGGUUGUCGAUGAGGCACAGAGGAGGAAUGUCAGAAUCGACCCUCAGAUCAUGGAAGUGCUAGAGGCCGAGAUCCCAAGGGCGGAUGCUUACAGAGAACUGCCAGCUCACGGCUGGGCCACGAGUGAUGAGGCCUAUCAGAGCAAGGAAGUCAGUAGUGAUAGCAAAGAUUAUGCGAGCCGUUAG
Thermochaetoides thermophila DSM 1495 is the source of this 2310-nucleotide messenger RNA. RefSeq lists its product as uncharacterized. Gene Ontology annotation, biological process: P-body assembly; mRNA splicing, via spliceosome; spliceosomal snRNP assembly. Gene Ontology annotation, molecular function: U6 snRNA binding; protein binding. The transcript has 8 exons. Bases 1 to 2310 code for a protein of 769 amino acids. Gene Ontology annotation, cellular component: U6 snRNP; spliceosomal tri-snRNP complex; P-body. The record is from RefSeq and is a predicted model, not a curated record. Lineage: Eukaryota; Fungi; Ascomycota; Sordariomycetes; Sordariales; Chaetomiaceae.